UUAUUUAUGAAUAUUUACAAUUACCUCUUUAAGUUCAUCAUAGUUGGAGAUACAAGUAAAAUAAUCUAAGAUAAUUUUAGACGUUGGUAAAAGCUGUUUAUUGUUGUAAUUUACAGAUUCUAGAUUCAGAAAUGAACAUGAUGCCACAAUUGGUGUAGAAUUUGGAUCAAGAAAUCUAAAAAUAAAUGAUAAAUAAAUCAAGUUAUAAAUUUGGGAUACAGUAUGAUAUUUCAUAAUAAUUUAGGCAGGACAAGAAUCGUUUAAAUCAAUAACGCGAUCAUAUUAUAGAGGGUAUAGAGUGAAUUUCUUAUAUAGAUCAAUUGGUGGAAUCCUUGUCUUUGAUGUGACUAACAGAUAAUCUUUUGAAGAUUUAUAAAAAUGGUAUCAAGAAAUUUAAGGAUAUGCUUGUGAUAAAAUAGAAAUGGUUAUAGUAGGAAAUAAAAUUGAUUUAGAAGAGAGGUUAUAAUAAUAUUGAUUAAGCAUAGAAGAGAAGUAUAAACUGAAGAAGCAAAAAAAUAUGCAUAAAAAUAAGGAUUUGCAUACUUUGAAACUUCAGCUAAGACUGGUGAGAAUGUUGACAAUGUUUUUGAAACUAUGGCUAAUUAAGUACUAAAGAAAAUUGAUAGCGGUGAAAUUGAUCCUACUUAAGAAGUACUCUCAAAAUUAUCAACAAUAGGUUUAUGGAAUCAAGAUUGGAUCUAUUGGUAUCAAAAAGAAGAAUGAUAUUGUUUAAACUAGAGAAUAACCAAAAGCUUAAAUUGUUACAACUAAUUAGAAUUAGUAAUAAUAGUAGAAAGAAGGUUGUUGUUGAA
Paramecium sonneborni is the source of this 812-nucleotide messenger RNA. The record is from the annotation of a GenBank genome assembly. Lineage: Eukaryota; Ciliophora; Oligohymenophorea; Peniculida; Parameciidae.